Molecule: messenger RNA, 1767 nt
Organism: Cryptotermes secundus
Lineage: Eukaryota; Metazoa; Arthropoda; Insecta; Blattodea; Kalotermitidae
Product: methyltransferase-like protein 25
Exons: 5
Coding region: 90-1652 (520 amino acids)
Source: RefSeq, a predicted model, not a curated record
AGCUUGUGCUUUACUAAAAAUAGAUGGUACAUUUCCAGAAUUAAGUAAAAUUUCUUUUUGAAUAAUAUUAGUGCCAUUGUUAAGACAAAAUGAUAGCAGAGGUCAUUGCUAGGCUUGAAGAAAUUGUUAAGUACCUAAAACCAUUGUUACCACUUGCGAACUGUCACAUGGUGAACUUCAUCACUAAUGGGAUGUGGGAAAUUUAUGUACCUGAUGCUAUAAAGAAAGAAUUUUCAUCUGUAAAACCAGAAGUCUUUAAUACGAUUUUCCUGCACUAUGCAAAAGAGAUUUCUAUGGAUAAAAUAAAGGGAGAACUUGAAAGUGUCCCAAACUUUGCAAAUUUUCUUGAGAGUGCAAGGAAUAUGUGUCUUCGUGGGAUUUCAGCACAAGGAAUAGUUGUGUCACUAUCAGACCUGCAAGCAAAACUAGCUGCAUGGGGCUAUGAGUACCAGGAAAGUCUACACUUAGAACAGUUCAUGACUCUGAAAAAGGUACAUGAAGUUGAAAUUAUGAGUCAGAUGGUGGCUGCUUUAGCUUGUAUAUCUCAUGCCUCUCAUGUGGUUGAUGUUGGUGGUGGAAAGGGCUAUCUCAGUUCUCUUCUGGCAUUGCAUUAUGGACUUAGAGUUCUUGGAGUUGACUCUUCACAUGUUAAUACACAUGGUGCAGCCAAGAGGACUCAGAAGCUAGAGAAAAGAUGGAAUGGUUUAUGCCAAAGGACCAACAUACUUAAGCAAGGUGAUGUUCCACCAUGCAAGGGGAAACACCGGAAGCCCCACAAUAAUGCAAACAGCACUAAGGGCUGUGAAUGUACUGGUGCUGAAGCUGAUAUCAACUGUAGACUCCAGUCUGAAAGCAGUGCUUUGUAUAAACAGGUUACAAUGUUUGUAACACAACAGACAGACCUCUGCAGCUUGGUUAAGGACCACUUUAACUCUGAUAGGUGUGAGCACCUAUCUAUUACUGGAUUACAUACAUGUGGAGAUCUAGCUCCAGCAUGUUUACGGAUAUUUGCCAAUAAGGAGGAGUGUGGUUCAGUGAGCAAUGUUGGUUGCUGUUAUCAUCUCAUGGAAGAGGAAUAUGUUCGCAGUCCAUUUUGGACUGAUACAAAUCCUCCAUUACCUACAGGAGUACAACCUGGAUUCCCAGUGAGCAAGUGCUUGCAUAUGCAGGAGUUCUCCUUGGGUCGUAAUGCAAGAAUGCUAGCUGCACAUUCUCUGGACAGGAUAGGAGAAUACCAUGAGUUGUCAAGUGAAUCAUUGUUCUUCCGAGCAUUACUGCAGGUUCUGCUGCUCAAAAAGUGUGGUAAUGAUAUUCCUUGGGGUCAGGUUGGUCGACUUAAAUACCACAACUUUGUGGACUAUGUACAAAAAGCUGUGAAGAAAUUAUGUCUCAGUAUCGAAGUGAGUACAGAUGAAAUUGUGUCACUUUACAAGACACAUUCUGUUGAACAGCAGCAGUUGCAUGUCUUUUUUCUUCUGAGAGUUGCUCUAGCUCCUGUUAUUGAAGCAGUUAUUCUGUUGGAUCGCCUUCUUUAUUUGCUUGAACAGGGCAUCCAAGACUCCUAUUUGGUACAGUUAUUUGAUCCAGUUAUAUCUCCUCGGUGUUACUGCAUAGUUUCAUUGAAGAAUUAUCCUGGGAAAGGAACAGAUUGAGAGUUUUAUAUGGGUAAUGAUUUCUGAUCUUUUGUAUGUACAUUGUUUUAUUCAGUUACAAGCCUGAAAUUUAUAUUCUUCUCAUUUUGUCAAUAAAGUAUGUAAGUAAUUUUAA